Aspergillus thermomutatus is the source of this 1533-nucleotide messenger RNA. RefSeq lists its product as uncharacterized. Gene Ontology annotation, molecular function: dipeptide transmembrane transporter activity; allantoate transmembrane transporter activity. The transcript is spliced from 6 exons. Gene Ontology annotation, cellular component: plasma membrane. The coding region runs from base 1 to 1533 and encodes 510 amino acids. The record is from RefSeq and is a predicted model, not a curated record. NCBI's taxonomy places the organism in Eukaryota, Fungi, Ascomycota, Eurotiomycetes, Eurotiales, Aspergillaceae. Gene Ontology annotation, biological process: dipeptide transport; tripeptide transport; allantoate transport.
AUGGAGAAGCAGCACUCAUAUUCAGAGUUGCACACUCAACCUCACAUCCCCGACCUGGGAGACCUCAAAUUGCAGGCCCAAAACUCGGUGAUUCGCGAUGUGGACGUCGGGCAGAUGCUCGAGGUGAAUUACACCCCGGAAGAAGAGAGGAUGGUAUUGUGGAAGUUGGACCUGGUGUUGAUGCCGGUAAUGGGACUAUGUUACAUGAUGCAGUUCAUGGAUAAGCUGGCAUUGAGUCAGGCGACCUUGUUUGGUCUACGAAAGGAUCUGCACAUCGUUGGACGAGAAUACGCCUGGGCCCCGGCCAUCUUCUACUUUGGGUAUUUUGCCUGGAGUUGGCCCAGUUCGUACCUCUGCGUGCGCUUGCCACUGGCCAAGUACCUCAGCGCUUCUGUCCUCAUCUGGGGAGGCGUGCUGAUGUGCCACGCGGCUGCGACCAACUUCGCCGGUCUGAUGGCCGCCCGCUUCUUCCUGGGCGUCGGCGAAGCAGCCAUCGCCCCGGGCUUCUCCCUCAUCGUCGGCAUGUUCUACAAGCGCGAAGAGCAACCCGCCCGACAAGCGGCCUGGUUCAUGGGCAACUGCGUCUCGACCAUCAUCGGCGGUGUCGUCGCCUACGGAAUCGGAAACGUGCACAACAGCGCCGUCCGCAGCUGGCAGCUACUCUUUUUGGCUCUGGGGGCCAUCACCAGCGGCCUGUCGCUGUUUCUCAUCCUCCUGCUGCCGGAUACGCCCAAGUCGGCCAUCUUCCUCACCAAGACCGAGCGCGCCAUCGCCGUGCAGCGCACGCUCAAGAACAAGACCGGGGUGCUGGACACGGGUUCCUUCAGGUGGACUCAAGUCUGGUUGGCGCUGCGGGAUCCCCAGACGUGGUUUCUGGUGCUGUAUACCUUCUGUGUCAACUUGUGCAAUGGGGGUAUCACCAGCUUCUCCUCGAUCAUUAUCAAUGGUUUCGGCUUCUCAACGCUCAAGUCCCUGCUCAUGCAGAUGCCUCUCGGCGCUGCACAGCUGGUCUUUCUCCUCCUCACCACCGCCCUCGCAACCCUCCUCCCCAACACGCGUAUCCUCGGCAUGAUAGGCAACACGACCGUCUCGGUGAUCGGCAUGGUGCUGGUCUGGCAGCUCCCCGACGAGAAUCAGAAGGGAAGGCUGACAGGUCUGGCGCUGGGCGCUGUCUUCGCUGUCAAUAUCCCGCUGUCGUUGAGUCUGAUUAGUUCCAACGUCGCUGGGUUCACGAAGAGGAGUGUGACGAGUGCCUUGCUGUUUGUUGCAUACUGCGUGGGAAAUAUCGUUGGGCCGCAGUUUUUUGUCACGAGCGAAGAGCCGUCAUACCCGACCGGAAUGAAAGCGGCGGUCUCGGGCCUCGCACUGGGAGCAUUCUUCCUCAUUUGUCUGCUUGUCUAUUAUGUCUUUGAGAACCGACGGCGGGAUGCGGUUUACGGGCCUGUGACGGAGUUGACUGAGAGCCAGGAGUUGGCGCAGGGGCUGUCCAACAAGACUGACCUGGAGAUCGAGAGCUUUCGAUACGUUUUAUGA